Molecule: messenger RNA, 444 nt
Organism: Helicoverpa zea (corn earworm)
Lineage: Eukaryota; Metazoa; Arthropoda; Insecta; Lepidoptera; Noctuidae
Product: probable ATP synthase subunit g 1, mitochondrial
Exons: 4
Coding region: 1-411 (136 amino acids)
Biological process (GO): proton motive force-driven ATP synthesis
Molecular function (GO): proton transmembrane transporter activity
Source: RefSeq, a predicted model, not a curated record
AUGAGUACGAGUUUGAGUAUCGCUAAAUUAGCGAAGAUUGUGCGCGGCAGAACUAUGACACUGAUGCAUGAACUGACUGAAACAUACAGACCGGCUGCCAGCGUCCAAAAGGAGAGACUUAUGGAGUUGAUUAAAGAAAAAGCCGAAGCAGCAACCAAAUCUGAACUUGCAAAGAAACUGCGGCCCUUGAAAGGAUUUUAUACUUUGGAGAUGGCUCCACCCCGCAUGGCUGAAAUGGAUAAACUGCAAGCAGACAUAGCCUUAGCAAAGGAAUUCUUCAAAAACAAGUGCUAUUACUACAUUACCGUAAGGCAGGCGUGGUUGCUAUUCCUGGUCUGUACCGAGGUAUUCUUGUGGUUCUUCCUGGGAGAAACUAUUGGGAAGUUCCACAUAGUCGGAUACUUGGUGUAGUAAUGAUCUUUUUUAAUACCUAUUAUAUUAUAC